Rhagoletis zephyria (snowberry fruit fly) is the source of this 888-nucleotide messenger RNA. The record is from RefSeq and is a predicted model, not a curated record. Lineage: Eukaryota; Metazoa; Arthropoda; Insecta; Diptera; Tephritidae.
AUGUCGACAGUGUUCAAGAAAUUUCGAACUGGCAUUUUUUCUGCUGGCGCGUUUGCUCUUGGAUUAGCCACUGAAAGACACUUUCACUUGUACGCCGAUGCCCCUGAUCAACCUAUUCAUUCGGUUGAUACUGUUGACGGAUUUUUGCCUGGCAAACCAGGAAAUGUCGGCGUCACUGAAAGCUAUACUUCACGUAUUGCACGUUUUGGGUUUCCUACAUUAGAUUCUUUAAGAUCGUACCCAAACUUUGUUGUCAGUUAUGACCGCCGAAACCGCAUUUCCAAUUGGGUUAUGGAACACUUAACCCGAGAAAACUUAAAAUCUGAUUCAUAUGAUCGAAAAGGUAUUGAGUUUGUUGAAGAUAAAUCAGUUCAUCAUUUUUUUCGUGCCACUAAUCAAGACUACAAGGGUUCAGGUUAUGAUCGGGGUCACCUUGCAGCGGCAGGCAACUAUCGAUCCAAUCCUGAACACAUAAAAGAAACUUUUGUGCUCUCAAAUGUUGCUCCACAAGUUGGAAAAGGAUUUAACCGAGACAAAUGGAAUGAACUAGAACAGUAUUGCCGUAAAAAGGUCCACGAAGUCGGUCAAGCCUGGAUUUGCACUGGCCCUCUUUUUUUACCACAACGUGAUCCGUCUAAUGGAAAACUUAUGAUCAAGUAUGAAGUAAUCGGACAUAAUCACGUUUCUGUUCCAACACAUUUUUUCAAGAUAAUUCUAUAUGAAUCUCGCGGAACCUAUUUUAUGGAAAGUUUCAUGCUUCCAAACACUGUUAUUCCUGAUGAGAAACCUUUGAACAUGUUUCGCAUUGAUCCUGAAGUCAUUGAAAGAUCUGCUGGUAUUAUUCUUUUUAACAGAUUGCCACGCAAUCAGAUAAAGUUGAUCAAAUAA